AUGGAUUAUUGUGCACAGAAUAGUCUCGAUGCCGUUGAAAGUCUCGAUGAUAUUAUCGCGUUUAAGGAAAUGAGCGAGGCAUUCAAAUACGAGAAGCCGUCGAGUGAUUUUCCCAAAUUUGAAUGCGGCGAAACACUAUCGGCGCAACCCGGCAUGUAUCAGACGACGUGCUCGAUAAUGGAUUGCGAUUCGCAAACAAUGUCGGAGGUGUUGGCCGAGAAUCACGAGACCGCCGGCGACGACGUCUUCUCGCCGGUGAAAGCCACCGCGCAAUUCGGCUACAAUCCGGCGAACAACGUCUACUAUAAGGAUUACACGACGGCGCCGUCGAGCUACAACAUGUUUCUCAAUUAUCCGUCGUAUUCAUUACCCGGCUCGACGGCGUCGUGCUCCACCGGAAUGGACUCGUUCUCGCAAGGCAUGACGAUGGACGCGAGCGUUUUUACUGGUCAAAAUUCGAAUUUCUACUAUCCGAAUCCGAUUGGCUAUGGGUAUGAUCAGUUGGCGGCUGCCACCACCACCGCCACCGCCGCCGCCGCCACCACCACCACCACUGCCAACAACAACACAAGCGGUACGUCGAAUUUGGCGAGAAUCAGCGCGGCGGGAAUGACGCCGACGACGACGGCAACGGUGGCCGGAUGCUCGUCGGCGACGUCGACGGGAUCAUCGAGCUCGUCGAGCAUGUCAAACAACUCGACGUCGAUUAAAAUUGGCAAAAUUCGAAGUGGCUCGAUGUCGAAUGCGAACAUCGAAGGUCGCGAAUGUGUGAAUUGCGGUGUUCAAAACACGCCGUUGUGGCGUCGCGACGGCAACGGGCAGUACAUGUGCAAUGCGUGCGGAUUAUAUCACAAAAUGAACGGAUCGAAUCGGCCGUUGGUGAAGCCGAAAAAGCGGCAGAGCGCCCAAAAACGAACGGGAGUCUCGUGUGUGAAUUGCAAGACGAACACGACGACGCUGUGGAGGCGAAACGGCUCCGGCGAGCCGGUGUGCAACGCGUGCGGUCUCUAUUACAAGCUUCAUCAGGUCGAGCGGCCGCUAACAAUGAAGAAGGAUGGGAUUCAGACGCGCAAUCGAAAGUUGACGACGAAAGGUGGCAAAAAGAUCAAAAUUGAUAACGGCAUGAUCGGAAUGGAGAUGGACGCGAGUCAGACGGUGUCGGCGGUUUGGGGGAUGAAGGCCAACAACACGCAGUCGAUGCUGAUGACCGCUUCGGCCGGCUAUCCGUUUGCGGCGAACAAUUUCUAUUUUGCGCCAACCAAUCAGCUGGAUGACGCGGACUUUAGCAAGCCGAUUCAUCAGAUGGUGAUAACGCCUCAUGAGUUUGCCAAUCAGCUGCCGAAAGCGUGCCCAUAA
Caenorhabditis bovis is the source of this 1356-nucleotide messenger RNA. The record is from the annotation of a GenBank genome assembly. NCBI's taxonomy places the organism in Eukaryota, Metazoa, Nematoda, Chromadorea, Rhabditida, Rhabditidae.